Durusdinium trenchii is the source of this 549-nucleotide messenger RNA. The record is from the annotation of a GenBank genome assembly. NCBI's taxonomy places the organism in Eukaryota, Dinophyceae, Suessiales, Symbiodiniaceae.
AUGGCAAGAUUAAGAUCCCGAUUUCCCAGAGCACUGCUGGUUUUGACAGCAUUGUUUGCCUGCAGAUCCUGGAAUUUGACAAGUUUUGUGAGCAGUUGCUUGGCUGCACGUCCUGGCAGAUUGGAGGUCACCAGCCAGCUGCUUGAACGAAGGGCAAGUGCUGCAGCUCCGAGCGAGUCAACGCCCAAGCCAAAGAAUGCCUCAGAUGAUAAGGAGAUCGAUGACGCAGUCCUUCGCAUGGCUAUGGCAAUGACUGAGGAGGAGGGUGGUGCUUCACCAGCUGCCAAGACCGACACGAAAGAGGAAGGAGGCUUUGAUUUCAACAUUUUGGUCACUGUGUUUUGGGUGUCUUUGAUUGUUUAUUCAUUUGGUUCCAGUAUCAUCGGAGUCACGCAGGGGCGCAUCCAGGAUAGAACUGGUGGUGACUUCACCUUGUAUGAUUUUUUUGACAACAUUUUCGCUUUCUCAGAGUGGAACUGGGAGUACUCGCUCGGCUUUGACCCGUUCAAACUGUUCGACGGUUUGAAGAGCGGUGGUCCUGCGUCCUGA